AUGACCCAACGGUUGGAAGCGGAAGGGAACAAAUAUCCAGAAAGCCAAGAUGAGUGGGAUGACGGAUCCGGUCAUGAUGAUGUAACAAAAAUAUUUGUACGAGGUUGCUCUCAAGGCAUACAAUACAUCCAGUUCAGCUAUAUCAAGGAUGGACAACCGAUAUAUGGAUCAGUCCAUGGUUUUCCAGAACAAGGUUUCACUCAAACGUAUGAGAUUAACCAUCUAAGAGGUGAACAUCUAGAAUCAGUUGAGGGUUACUACGAAUCCAGGUCAAAUGUGAUUCAAGGAAUUCAAUUCAAAACAAACCUGAGGAUUUCUGAACUGAUAGGAUUUGAGAAACAUGGGACUAAGUUUUCACUAUCUGUGGACGGAAAGAAGAUCAUUGGGUUUCACGGAUCUGCUAAGACAGAACUCAACUAUCUUGGAGCAUACUUCACAUGGAUCACUCCUACUAGACUGGAAGCACAAGGUAGAAAAGGAGGCGAGGAGUGGAACGAUGGAUCCGACCAUGACGGUGUAACAAAAAUCCAUGUACGAGGUUGUUAUGAUAUUAUACAAUACGUCAAGUUUGAUUAUGUCAAGGAUGGACAAGAUAUAUAUGGGUCUGUCCAUGGUGCCUCGAGUAGAGCUGGUUACACGCAGACGGUAUGUAUAUAUGACUUCGUCCUUGAGAGCAAAGGUUGUGCUAUUGUUGGCUUCCAUGGACGGUCUGCUGAUGUUAUUAGGGCUCUUGGAGCAUAUUGUCGUCCGCUGCCUCCUCUUCCUGAGGCUGAGAAACUACAAGCACAUGGUGGUGAUGGAGGAGCUUCUUGGGACGAUGGCGGUUUCGAUGGGAUUAGAAAUAUAUACAUAGGACAGAGCGAGAUGGGUAUUUCAUUCCUCAAGUUUCUAUACCACAAGGAUGAUCAAGCGGUGGUCGGAGAUGAUCAUGGGAGCAAAACCUUAACUGGAGAUGAUGAUGAUGAUGAUGAUGAUGAUGAUGUGCUUAUUUCAGUUUUGCAGUUUGAGUUGGAGUCUCCGUGUGAAUACCUGAUAUCGGUCGAGGGUAAAUAUGAUGUGGUAGAUGGAAGUGAAUCCGGAAUUAUACGCAUGCUUAGGUUCAAGACCAAUAUGAGAACCUCUCAAGUCUUUGGACUCGAGACAACAUCAAACUUCACACUCGAGAAGGAAUGUCACAAGAUUGUCGGGUUUCAUGGAAAAGUAAGUAACAUGCUUACUCAAAUCGGGGUUCAUGUCCUGCCCCUUUCUGAACAAAGCUCGAUCCAAACAUUAUCGAGCUAG
This is a messenger RNA of Microthlaspi erraticum, 1281 nucleotides long. The record is from the annotation of a GenBank genome assembly. NCBI's taxonomy places the organism in Eukaryota, Viridiplantae, Streptophyta, Magnoliopsida, Brassicales, Brassicaceae.